Messenger RNA from Malania oleifera, 2278 nucleotides. Its product is annotated as deoxyhypusine hydroxylase-B. The record is from RefSeq and is a predicted model, not a curated record. Lineage: Eukaryota; Viridiplantae; Streptophyta; Magnoliopsida; Santalales; Ximeniaceae. The transcript has 9 exons. Gene Ontology annotation, molecular function: deoxyhypusine monooxygenase activity. Gene Ontology annotation, biological process: peptidyl-hypusine biosynthetic process. The coding region runs from base 941 to 1894 and encodes 317 amino acids.
AAACGCAAUUAGUAUUCAUAUAUUCAUUCAACUCCUCCCUAAUUAAUUCCUUCUCUAUCUGAAAUUCAUUCCGCAGCCAAACGGGGGAAUUUCAUCGGAAUCGAAUUACAUUACUUUCCUAAAGGGACGACCUGCUCUAGUGCUCUCAAGCAUUCUAUUCUUAUUCCUAUUCCCUCUUCUCUCUCUCUCUCUCUCUCUCUCCGGAGCCGUUCUCGUGGCUCCCUUCUGGACGCGGCCAAAGCUCUCUCCUUUAGGUUCGUUCCAGAAUAUCCUUUGGACUCCUCUGGUUUGCUCAGCCACAGAAUCAUUGAUGAAUGCCGUUUUGAUUCUCGAUCGUGUCCGUCUGCCUCCCCUCUCCCAGCAAGCAUCAGCUCCUGAUUUAUGUUUGCUUCCAUGGACCCAAAUCAUUGGCAGGCAUGGGCGACUGGAAGCUGGAUUUGCUAGAAGGAUUUGUGUUUGGUCUCUGCUCCAAAAACAACUCAGCUUUCUUCCUCUGCAUCAGCCCAGCCUGGUUUCUCCUCCAUGGAUUUUCUCUUGGUUUUUCUCCUCUCAUUGACCUGGGCUUUGUCAUUUUGCAACAGAAUCCUCCAUGCUUGGCCUCUGCUCAAAGCAUGGAUAAUAAUGAUGUUGGGGCUGGGUUUUGAGUUAGAACAUUUAAAGUUUUAGCUAGGUAGUGCAUCAAAUUAGGGCUGGGUCUCUGAUGAAGUUGAUGAAUAAAUCCAGCAAAGAGCAGUGCGAGGGAAGUUGCUUCUGCUGCUCUUCUAAUGGCUGCCAUCCCCAUUGCAGGUUGCUAUGCUUCUCUUUUCUGUCCACCCCCUGUAUGAUGCUUUAAUGGUGGCUUGACGAUUCCCCACUGUCGUUUAGAACUCACAAAUAAGUGAACUAUCCUAUUUGUUUCUCGGAAGAUCCUAAAAAUUGGCUUACCUGUACAAAAGCUGAAAUGGUUUCUUGUGGUAAUUCUUUUGAAUCUUCACCUGAAAUGGAGACAUUUCUGUGUGAGCGAUUGCUGGAUUCUGAUCAACCCAUUUCUGAGCGGUUCAGAGCCCUCUUCUCUCUUCGUAACCUCAAGGGCCCAGCACCCCGCAAUGCUCUUGUCAAUGCGACGAGGGAUUCUUCAAAUUUGUUGGCACAUGAGGCAGCAUUUGCAUUGGGUCAAAUGCAAGAUAUUGAUGCUGUCCCUGCUUUGGAAGCUGUUCUUAACGAUCUCUCUCUGCAUCCCAUUGUCCGGCACGAGGCAGCUGAAGCUCUUGGAGCAAUUGGUUUAGAAAGCAAUGUUCCUCUUCUAAAGAAUAGUUUGGCUGUAGAUCCUGCUCUGGAGGUUCAAGAAACAUGUGAGUUGGCUCUUCGGCGAAUUGAAGAAAUGAAAAAUGUUGAUGGUAAUGGUGGGUUAUCCAUUAUCGAAACAUCACCUUUUUUGUCAGUUGAUCCGGCAGCACCUGCUUCUUGCUAUUCUGUGGAACAACUAAGGGAAGUUCUUUUGAAUGAAGAUAAAGGUAUGUAUGAGAGAUAUGCAGCUCUUUUUGCUCUUCGAAAUUGUGGAGGUGACGAUGCUAUUACAGCUAUUAUUGAUUCCUUGGCUGCCAAGAGUGCUCUUUUGCGACACGAGGUUGCUUAUGUAUUGGGUCAAUUGCAAAACAAAGCUGCUUCAGCUGUACUUUGCCAAAUACUUAGGGAUGUAAAUGAACACCCAAUGGUUAGACAUGAAGCUGCUGAGGCUCUUGGUUCCAUUGCAGAUGAUCAUAGCGUCGUACUUCUUGAGGAAUUUUCCCGGGAUCCUGAGCCCCUCGUCUCAGAGAGCUGUCAAGUUGCUCUUAGUAUGCUGGAAUUUGAAAAAUCAGGCAAAUCUUUUGAGUACCUUUUCAUGCAAACUCCGCAAGUUGAGAAAAUAUGCUAACAUUGAUAUGGUUCUAUUACGGGCUCAAAGAUUUUGCCUGCACGUGCCAUUGCACUCAUUAAUCCAUCGUGUACAAAUUAUUGUGCUUGCAAGCAUGAAGUCAAUGAGAAAUUUCACCAAAUCUGAAGACUUGUAAGGUCUGUUUGCGAGGUUAAUAUUUAUAAUCAACCUAAAAUUAUGGUUGAAUUUUUAAUAGGUUUGAGGCUGAGUCGGUUCCUUUUGUUAUGCCAGAAAUUGUAUUGCCUGGAGACAGGAGGACCAUUUUUGUGUCUUGGUUUGAAUAAUUAAUAUUGGUUACAGUAGGUUUCAUUGUUGGAAUUUGAGGAGUAAAUGUUUUUAACCUUAAUUAGAUUUGGAAAUGAAUUAAAUCGAGUCUUGCAGAUA